CGCGAUCAAUACUCACAAUUGCAUCCUCUCAAUGUCAUUCGACCGUGUAAUCCAAGACUCCGAUGAUGAGGAUGACCCUUUGUUGGAGGAUCGCCCGCCUCGCGCCCAUCCUCCGCCCGUCAUCCACGAAAGCGACAACCGCGCCAGCUACAGGGACACAUCGAACGACCCGCUGAACGACGACAGCAGUCGCCAGCUCACAGUCAAUUUCGAUCAGUUCCUAGGCUCUCAAGAUGGCGGACAAGCGGGUCCAACGUCUUCGCAACAGCGGCGGGAAGAACGAUGGAUCCCAGGCAAUGCGGGGGGUGGAUCAAUUGGGACCAUGAUGAAUGAAAUCGGACUUGCGCAGCAGCGAUUAUUCGAUGACGAGGAUGCUCAGCACGGAGCGGCGCGAUUAAGCCUACCAGAGGGAUAUGGCUCGAACGAAUUCGACACUACGAAUGAAUACGACGAUGGAUAUAUUGCGCCUCAGCAACCUGAGAUCCACAUUCAAUCGAACACACCAUCAGGCUCAUACGUCUCUCUCCCACCCCCAUAUGGACCGCACCACGACUACACGGACACAUAUCACCAGCCCGCGCCAGCCCCAAUAAACCAUAGCAUUGGUUUCCCAAGUUACGAGCACACCCAAUCCGCAACAUCCUACAACCUCUUCGAAUCAUCCCUCCGACCAUCGGAAAGCACAUACUCCGAAAACAACACGACUUUGAAAUCCCACCAAACCAUACCCACAGAGGCCAUACAGAGAAGCCCUCGACGGUGGAAUUCCACAGAAGGCACAAUAUCUUCGCCGCACGACACCGAACCAAACUCGUCCAUUCUCGCCGCUAAGUCAAGCAGAUCUAAAAGUGAUAUCAAUUCUCCCUCAAACAAAGCACCCCAGCCUCCGACAAGUGUAGACGAGCUUUCCCUCCCAGUUGACACCGAGGCUCCUGCGACGGGGAAAAAGCGAGGCCGACCGAAGAAGCAAAGCCUACCGGACGUCGACGGGGAUGACGAGCCUGCCCAAUUGACUGAACACCAGGCCGUCGAACAACCGCCCGUGCCUGAGAAGCGCAAGCCAGGUCGACCGCCGAAGAGCGCAAAGAACCUCGAAGCAAACGGCAGUACUGCAAACGCUGGGAAUCGACCAGACGAUAUACCCUCUCUAGCAGAAGAGCCAAAGACGAAUGAAGCCCCGGACCAAGUAGCCGACACAUUCCAGUUCCAAGCCCUUCACCCCAACGACGUCGAACCCAAGCCCGCAGAACCCCCAAAGACCAAGAAAGCCAGCAAAGAACCCCCCAAGAAGAAGCUCAAACGCGGCAAAACUACGUCCGUCACACUCCAGAAAACGUACGAAUCUGACGUCGAAGACGAUGUGAUCUGGGUUGAAUCACGGCCGUCGAAUACAGACGCCGACGCCAACCCGGCGCCGUUCUCAAUCAAUAUCGAAACACCCGCCGAAAGCAACCAACCCGCCACAAACCCCGACCAAGCCCCAGCCCCAGCUCCAGAUACAACUACAACUCCGGCUACGACAGAUCCAGCGCCUAAGAAACGAGGCCGCAAGAGAAAGAAGACCUCCGAACAAGCACCGGCCGCAGAACCUACCGAACAAUCCCAAACCACCACCUCCAUCAACCCAAAUACCCUUGAUACCCAUACCCACGCCCAACCCGAAGACCACCACACAUCUGAACCAGCUGAACCUCAACCCAACCCACCUCUCGACCACGAACCUGAAAACCAACAGCCACCCCCAGAUCCAAAGCCGCCAAUGACACCUCAAAAACCCGACCCCAAAACACCCAACAAUGCCUCCACAUCCAGCAAUACCGACAAAGUCCAAUCAAAAGGACCAGACAAGCACAGUCCCAUCUCGUCGACCAGCAAGGUGCCGUAUCGGGUGGGACUGAGUCGGAGGGCGAGGAUCGCGCCGUUGUUGAAGAUUGUGAAGCGGUGAUAUGAUGGUAAUAAAGAUACCCGUGCUGUUUUGUUUUUAUUUGCUCUAAGGGAGGGGGAUAUUCAUUCUUUCUAUCUGUUUCUAUAACUAUGGCUACUGACCUGGCAUGGAUUAGUUUUAUUGUUCGUUCUGUGGGUGUGCUCUCCAGCUAUUAUCGGAUUGAAUUGAUGCCUAUUACAUCCUGUAUAUUUAUCACAAUGUCGUGCAACAUAGCGACGAAGGCAAUGGAAAUGCG
This is a messenger RNA of Aspergillus steynii IBT 23096, 2180 nucleotides long. RefSeq lists its product as uncharacterized. The record is from RefSeq and is a predicted model, not a curated record. NCBI's taxonomy places the organism in Eukaryota, Fungi, Ascomycota, Eurotiomycetes, Eurotiales, Aspergillaceae. Bases 32 to 1945 code for a protein of 637 amino acids. The transcript is spliced from 2 exons.